GUCAGGCAAUCAACUCGAGGAACUACCCGGAAAUAUUUUUGCCAACCUCUCCAAGCUGUUAAAUAUAAAACUGGACAAGAACAAGCUUAAGAGCCUCCCCAGGGAUUUGCUUCGUACUCUGGUCAACUUAAACGGGCUGUAUCUGUCCGAAAAUAACAUCGAGAAUUUACCCAAAGGGAUUUUCAGCGGCACGAGAAAACUUCAGGUUCUCACUAUUUCUGAUAACAAGAUUCCCAGUGUCACCAACGAAAACUUUAAUGACCUUCCAAAAUUGGUUAUUUUGAAUAUGCAAAAAAACCAAAUGUCUGAGCUUCCUAACGGGUUUUUCGAUGGAAUGAAGGACAUCAUGAAAGUGAUAGUGGACACCAGUCUUAUGUGUUGUCAUCUGACAAAAGAAGACGCCCAAUGCACCUCUUUAUACGACGACAGCUUCGCCAGUUGCGAGAGCAUGUUCCGCGACUCAGCUCCACGUAAAAGUAUUUGGGCAAUCGGAAUCCUUUCUUUGCUUGGUGCUGUGUUCGUAAUUGUGUGGCGUCUAAUCUUUAAAGAGAGAAACGUAGUCCAGCUUAUCAUGUUAAUGCACUUAGCAGUUGGGGAUUGCUUGAUGGGCGUUUACUUGGUCACCUUAGGUGCCAAAGACCUGUUAUGGUCGGGAAGUUACUAUCUGCAUGACUUCCAGUGGCGAUCCGGUUUGUCGUGUCAGGUUACAGGUGCGAUCUCAGUGCUGUCCAGUGAGGUGUCUGUAAUGAUACUGGCGCUCAUCUCUGCUGACAGGCUGAAGAACAUCGUUUUCCCAUACCAUGGCAGAGGGCUGACUCGCAGGAAGGCACACAUUCUGUGCGCGAUUAUUUGGGUCCUUAGUUUUGUCAUCGCAUUCCUUCCCCUCAGUGGCAUUGGCUACUUUUAUGACGCCCUAGAGCGCCCUGCCUACUACGGACGUUCCGUUGUGUGCCUCCCACUGCAACUGUCCAACAGGUUUCCAGCUGGUUGGGAGUUCUCCAUCGCUAUCUUUGUCGGGUUAAACUUCCUCCUCUUCCUGUUCAUGACGGUGGCCUAUGUCGCAAUUUUCCUUAAAAGUUAUCGCUCCAGCCGUCAGCUUGCAAGGGAGGGAACCCGACGAGAGGUGCAGGCAAGAAAGAAGAACGCAAGUUCCAGAAGGGAGAGAGCAUUGGCCAAAAGAGUCUUCUUUAUCAUCCUCACAGAUUGCGCCUGUUGGAUGCCGAUAAUAGUCAUGGGCAUCAGGUCUUUGGUUGAAAAAGAUUACAGUCCCCGAGGAGAUCUUCCUGCCUGGAUCGCCGUGUUUGUGCUGCCAAUUAACUCAGCCUUGAAUCCAAUUAUCUACACCCUAUCAACCCCUCAGGUGCAGGGCAUAUUGCGACCUAAACUGCGAAUUUUGAUGAACCAUGUGCGCAGCUUUUUCUCUUGCUGUAAAAAACAACAAGAUCAUCAAGAUCAGGAACAGGGAGACGAUGGAAUGCUAGAAAUGGUGGAAAUGGUGCAACUUGGACAAGCAGAUCCAGAGCAAGGUGCAGGCCAAGUUAACGAGGAAGAACACGUGCUGCCGGCUGAAGCAGCUCAAGAAGAAGAAGUACAUUUGUUGAUUGGCGGAGAAGAAAAAGACGAAGAUGAGGGCAACGGAGGAAAUUUGCAAAUGGUUGUUGUGGAAGUUCAUCCAUACAAAGGACCACGAGAUAAUGCAGUCCAAACUAUGACUUAUGGACAAGAACAAAAGCAGGAUUCUGAACAGGACAAGGAAGGACAACAGGCAGCUUCCACAGAACAACCAUCAACUUCCUUUGAGGGUGAAGAAGAAAAAGAGGCCGUUGAAUUUGAAACCAAAAGUAGUGACAGAGAUGAUCGAACUACCUCGGACCGACCAUCAACUCCUUUGAAGGAAACCAGCGAAGAAGCUAUUGAACACGAAGACAACAAGAGAGAAGAAAAAGAGAAAGAAACAUUUGAGGAAGCUAAAGAAUACCGAGACACAAUGGGUGAGGAUGAUGAGAGCAAGAACGUCCCAGCUAAACCAGAGUAG
Pocillopora verrucosa is the source of this 2035-nucleotide messenger RNA. NCBI's taxonomy places the organism in Eukaryota, Metazoa, Cnidaria, Anthozoa, Scleractinia, Pocilloporidae. The record is from RefSeq and is a predicted model, not a curated record.